Symphalangus syndactylus (siamang) is the source of this 21991-nucleotide messenger RNA. RefSeq names its product ubiquitin associated and SH3 domain containing B (gene UBASH3B). Gene Ontology annotation, biological process: regulation of release of sequestered calcium ion into cytosol; negative regulation of signal transduction; peptidyl-tyrosine dephosphorylation. The record is from RefSeq and is a predicted model, not a curated record. NCBI's taxonomy places the organism in Eukaryota, Metazoa, Chordata, Mammalia, Primates, Hylobatidae. Gene Ontology annotation, molecular function: protein tyrosine phosphatase activity; protein binding. Gene Ontology annotation, cellular component: cytoplasm.
CUCGGCGACCCCUCCCGCGCGCGCGGCCGGCCCUCGGCUUCGCUCCGGCUCGCCUCCCAGCGCCUGCGGGACAGGCGGCGCGCUCCCCGCUGCCCGAGACCUGUUGGGGGCAGGAUGGGCGCGCUGGCAGCCCGGGACUCUGCUCCGGGCCGGGGUGCCGGGGAAGACGCGGCGCGGGGGCGUUGGGCCAGGGCUUGCCGUGGGAUGCCUAAAGGUGGGGGACGAGGGCGCGGGGUUCGAGUCCCGGGUACGGUGUCCAGCCUCCGCCCCACGCGGGUGGAGCUCAGCGUUUCUCUCGCGCGCUCCCCUAGGUCUCCAGCGCGGAGCGCCUAGGGAGGCGGGGCCCUGCGGAGGACUCGGGCACGCUCUCUGUCUGGAAUACUGGGCUGGCCUGGGAUCCUCCGGUGUCUGGGAAAGGGCGAGAGACUGCGGGGCAGGGAGGCCGGCGCCCCCGUUGCAGCGGCUUCCAGCUCCGGAUGUCGCUCUCGGGUUCAGUCUCCCCCUGGAGUAGGAGGAGCGGGAGCGUGGGUGUUGCUGCGUGUUCAUUGAUGGGGAGGAUGGAAUUAGAAGGAGAAGCGAUCCCUCCAGGGGACCUGGGUUCUCGUCAGUGGUGACGGCAGCUCAGAAAUCUGUGGGUGCCUGAGAGUAAGGAGGGGGAGCUGUUCUCCUUUAUCCUUCCUCUAGGAGAGUGGGGUAGGGGAGGGCAGGGAGAGCGCAGGUGGCCGCCCCUGGAGCCUGCGGGGGAGAGGCCUGUUUGCCAGCAUAGGGCGGCGGCGGCCGGAGUCGUCUUAAGCCGGUCGGCUCAAGUCUCAGGGGCUGGAACUCUGCCUAGGAGGAAACCAAGGCCCAGCGGCCAGGCCCUUCUCCCCUGGUUAAUCCCUGGGGUGCAGAUUUCUUAGGUGGGGACACAAGGCCUGGGGUCCGGACUGGGCGCAGCUUCUUUUCAUCUUUGAAUUAGAUCACCUGAACAGGAGAGUUGACCAAACUUUAUCAGUGAGGGCCGAGUAAAUGAAAGUCCUUUUUAUUUUUUUCUCUUCUCACUUUUUUUUUUCAGGUGAUAACUUUAUUUAUUUAUUUUUCUGAGAUGGAGUCUCGCUGUGUCACCAGGCUAGAGUGCAGUGGCGCCACCUCUGUAACCUCCGCCUCCCCGGUUCAAGCGAUUCUCCUGCCUCAGCCUCCUGAGUAGCUGGGAACAUAGACAUGCGCCACCACGCCCGGCUAAUUUUUGUAUUUUUAGAAGAGAUGGGGUUCUGCCAUGUUGGCCAGGCUGGUCUCGAACUCCUGACCUCAGGUGAUCCCCUCACCUCCCAAAGUGCUGGGAUUACAGGCGAUAACUUUAGGUCUCCCCUCCUUUGUCCCUGGGCAAACCUUGUUUAUUCUUUACUAACUUGGUUGUAAUCUCUAAAUCAAAGUAGACCCUUGAAUUUGUUAUUCUCCAGGCUGCUGGGACACGUUGGAGUGGCCUUAGAAGGCUGCAAAAUGGACUGAUGGUUUCUGCCUUCCACUAACAUCCCAAUAUGACUUCCUAAUACUAGGGCUCCAGUUCCUGAUACCAGAGUUACAGGGAGAAAAUGUGGGUUCUGCAGGGGUGUGUCAGGUGUGGACGCUUCAGGUGAAGUCAUCAGUGUGGAUGAUCAGUGUGCACAGCUCUCCUUAAAAACUGGAGGUGGGGCUGGGUGUAACCACAGCAGUUUGGGAGGCUGAGGCAGCCGGAUCACUUGAGGAUAGGAAUUCCAGACCAGCAUGGCCAACAUGGUGAAACCCUAUCUUUACUGAAAAUACAAAAAUUAGCUGGGUGGGGUGGUGCAUGCCUGUAAUCCCAGCUACUUGGGAGGCUGAGAUAAGAGAAUCCCUUGAGCCAGGUAGGUGGAAGUUGUAGUCAGCCAAGAUCGCGCCACCGCACUCUAGCCUGGGUAACAGAGCGAGACUUCAUCUCAAAAAACAAAAAAAAACAAACAAACUGGAGGUGGGAAUGGGGAAGUCAGCUGGGGAAUGCUGCAGAAUUAGCAUAGUCUCAGGCUACUGCCUUUUUUGAAAUGAGGCCAGCAUUAAAAACCUAAAUUGCUUAAUUAAGGGAAGAAAUACUUAACUCCUCAGUCAUAUUUGAGAUUCGAAUUCAAAUCAGCUUUAAAGGGACAUCUUUUCUCCUGCACUGAGUCCAGGAGGUCUUGCCAUGUUUUGACAGAUUAGCAUAAGGGUCAUUUUUGGCUUGCUCAACCCCUGAGAUCUCCUAAUAGCUGGCAUGUAUUGAAUACUUACUCCAUACUGUUCUAAGUACUUAUAUCUUUAUUACCCAUUUUAUUCUCCUAGCAACUCAAUGAGGAAAGUACCACAUGCCCAUUUUAUGAAUUGGGCAACUGAGAUUUAGAAGGGUUACAUAACUUGCUCAAGGUCACAACAGUAAGCAAUGAAGCUGGGAUUCAAACCCAGGUAUUCUAUCUGUACAGCCCAGGCCUCACACCAUCUAGGGCCAGUAGGGCCAGGAUAGAAAUGAUUUAAUGUGGGUAAAAUGCUGAGAACAGUUCCUGGCACAUAGUGAGCAAUCAUAAAGUGUUAGUUACUGUAUUAGCUUCCUAUGACUGCUGUAACAAAUUGUCACAAACUGAGUGGCUUAGAACAGCAGAAAUUUAUUCUCUCACAAUUGUAGAGACCAGGAGUUGAAAAUCAGUAUCAUUGGGCUGAAAUCAAGGCAUCAGCAGGGCCGUGCUCCCUCUGGAGGCUCUGGGGGAAUCCACUCCCUGCCUCUCCUACCUUCUGGUGGGGGCUGGCGUUGUUUAGCUUGUGGCUGCGUCAAUCCAAUCACUGCGUUUGUGGUCAAAUUGUCUUUGUUUUCUGUCUGUCCAAUCUUCCUUGGCAUGUCUCUUAUAAGGAUACAUGUGGUUGUACUUAGGGCCCACUUGGAUAAUCCGGAGUAAUCUCCCUAUCUCAAGAUCAUUAUCUGCGAAGUCCUUUAAAAAAAAAAACAUACAAGGCGGCAUUCACAGCUUCUAGGGAUUAGGAUGUGGGUGUCUUUUGGGGGAUCAUUACUUAGCCUAUCACAGCUAUUAUUAUAUUACUACUAGCACUGCCCCUCUUUACCAAAGAGGUAACAAGAGUAGGCCUGGAGAGAGGGAGGUUGGGUUUGCUGCUCUUUUUCUUAAAUUCUCUGCCUGGAAGGGAGUGAAGCUCUUGGAGGUCACCUGAUCUAGUCGGACUCUUUGCCCAGGCUUCCUUCCCUCCUCUACUUCAACCCAGAAAGGCUGAUGCGGUCGGCCUUCCCCCUAAUAACUUAGACCAGUAUGAAAAGGGGCCAUCGGCAGCUUCAGAGAACAGGCAUUUAACUUCAUUUUUGAGAGUUGAGAAGAAAGAGCAAGGGCGUCAGGCUUAGCUCAUCAGAAGCUUCUCUCUUGAGCUUUAUGCCUGGAGGGCUGAGCAUAAUGAAAAUCCAAGCCCCAAAGAGCAGUGAUGGUCUCCUGGGUCUAGAAGACUUGGAUGUGAUGCUUUAAGAAGGGGUAAGAUGGUUGUCUCAAACCCGGCCCUUUUGACAGAUUGACAUUAGCCAGGGCUGACAGCUCUAGGCACUUUUGACAGAGUGACAGCAGCCAGGGCUGACAGCUCUAGUUUCCCCUAUGGGUGUAACUGGGGUCUGGUGGUGUGCGGCAGCAAGAAGGGGCACUCCGGCCAGGCUCUUGGUGGGCUGGCAAAGAGGGUUGAGGCCAGCAAGGCCGGAUCCCACCCAGCCUGUGCUGGGCUGCACUGUGCUGUGGUCUUGCAAAAUUCCCUUAGUCCCCUCAGGGCCAUGCUGUUGCCCUCUGAGGGGAAUGCAGUUAAUGACUACAUGCUUGUUAAGUGCUUGAGAAAGCUAAGAGGACCAGAGGGCUGCAGGGCUGGCUCAAGCAGGGUGACCUCAGGGUGUGCUCUCUCUAGCUCAUUACUCCCUGGAGCUGGGCUAGGUUUUUUCCAUUCUGCUAUAUGAACUUCAGUCAAACUUAGACACUGCUAUAGGAGAAUUUGCCUCAUGGAGAAGGACUGAGAAGUGGCAAUUUCACGGUGUGUGUGUGCGCGCUCGUGUGCAAGUCCAAGUGAAGGAGGUGUUAGGGAGGCAUCAGGAAGGAAACCUUUCAAAGGUCAAAAUGGCCAAUCGCUUCCUUUUUUCUAUGCCCACUAGCACUUCCCUGUUUUAAGGGUUCUAAAAAUAAGGGUCCAGCUUCCUUGAGGCUAGUGAGGUUGGUUGGAAGGAAAAGAAAGAAUGUAUUGGGGGCAAAGACCUGAGGAAGAGGAGGCCUCACAGGCCAGGAGAGGGUCUGAGCCUAACACCAGAGAAGAUGGGACAGGACUCAGAUCAGAGCCAUCACUUUGCACAGCCGGACCUGAUGUCAGAGCACUAACAUCCCCCUGCUGACCUCUGGUUUCUGGGCAGACAGGCUCUCAUCUCUUCUGUAGCUUGGGGCUGAUGCUGGGCCUUGGAGCAAGUCACUGAAUAAUUGAAUUGGAGGAAUCCUUGCUGAUACAACCCUGACUGGUUUUUUUAAAUUUUUAUUGUUUGAAGCUGCCGGUGGCUGGAACUUUGUCUACAGCAAAUGGCUUUCUAAUGUUUCCAAUGAAUUGAGAGAUAAUAGUCUUGGGAAGGACACUGUGGCAGGGGUCAAAGGUCCUAAGGUCUGGUCUAGCUUCUGAAUGACAUCUGCACCUUUUAGGUCUUCUAUUUAACCUCUUUUCCUUAAUAUCUUCACCAGCUACUGUGCAUGGCAAGACCUGUCAUGUGUCACGGGGCUUUGCAAAGACAAAAUGAGAUAAUGGACAGAAAAGAACUUGGGAAAGUUAAAGAUAGGAUCAGGAUGCAAGAUGUGAUUGUGGCAUUAUUGUGUUGGAUUGGAAGAAGGGAGAGGAGGUGAGAUAGUGGUUGAGGUGUCUGGCGAGGAUUUACAUGUAUUAUUGGAUUGUCCUUUUUUUUCUACUGAGAAUAUUUGAACAAUGCCAAAUUAAAGAGCAAGGCAGUGGCAGAAGCAAAGAGCUGGAAUGAGCGCCUUUGACUUGGCUUCGGACAGUAAGCUGUGUUAGCUAUGCCUCACUGCCCAAAGAUAAAAGCAGCUCCAAGUUGGCUGCAUGAGGAGUUGAGAAGCAGCAUGUGGAGCCCAUGAAUUAAAGUAUCUGGUUUCCUUGGCUUUUUCCAGCUUACCUGUUGGUUGACAUUGGAUCCUCUGAGAACACUUGGCCAACCCAACAUCUCUGAAUGUAGCUGACUCUGGCGUGGGGGCUGCAGCUGCUUUCCCAGCCUUGGAUAGACAGAAAGAGGAAAAGCUGGAACCCACGUGGAGCUGAAGGGCUCUUAUAGGUGGGCAGGGCAAGGAAGUCUCUAACUACCUGCUGUGACUGUGCACCACACAACACGCCCUUCUAUUUAUGUUAUUGUACACUGUAAAAAUUGCUCUUAUGUGUAUUAGAUACCCCACAGCAGUCUUGUGAGGUAAAGCACACAAUAUAUGCUUUGUUUUAAGGUGAGACUGGAGGCUUAGAGGAGCUCAGGAUAUGUCUAGCGUCACACAGUUGGUAUGCAGGGACUGUAUUGCCAUAACGGCCUCAGGCUAAACUGCAAGUCUCCCGAACUUUCCAGGCUACAGGGGGUCCUGGUUCCAAAAAACAAAACAAACAAACAAAAACACCUUGAUAUGCUUUUUUUUCUUUUUUUAAGACAGAGUUUCGCUCUUGUUGCCCAAGCUGGAGUGCAAUGGCGUGAUCUCGGCUCAUUGCAACCUCUGCCUCCUAGGUUUCAAGUGAUUCUCCUGCCUUAGCCUCCCAAGUAGCUGAGAUUACAGGUGUGCGCCACCACGCCCAGAUAAUUUUGUGUUUUUUAGUAGAGACACAGUUUUAUCAUGUUGGUCAGGCUGGUCUCGAACUCCUGACCUCAAGUGAUCCACCCGCCUCGGCCUUCCAAAGUGCUGAGAUUACAGGUGUGAGCCACUGCGCCCGGCCAGCCGAUGUGCUUUUUUUAAAAAAAAAAAAACUUUCUUGAGUUAUAACUUAUGUACAAUCAGCUAACCCUAUUUAAAGAUUGAUACAUUUUGACAACUUUACCUAUGUGAUCACCUACUACAGGACACAGUACAUUCAUUGCCCCUAAAAGUUUCCUUUGUACCCCGUUGCCGUCAGUCCUCCCUCAACCCCCAACCCUGAGCAGCCACCAGUCGUUUUCUUUUUUUUUUCUUUUUUGAGAUGGAGUUUCGCUCUUGUUGCCCAGGCAGGAGUACAAUGGUGCGAUCUCAGCUCACUGCAUGCAACCUCCACCUCCUGGGUUCAAGUGAUUCUCCUGCCUCAGCCUCCCGAGUAGCUGGGAUUACAGGCAUGCACCACUGUGCCUGUCUAAUUUUGUAUUUUUAGUAGAGAUGGGGUUUCUCCAUGUUGGUCAGGCUGGUCUCGAACUCCCAAUCUCAGGUGAUCUGCCCACCUUGGCCUCCCAGAGUGCUGGGGUUACAGGCGUGAGCCACUGCACCCAGCCCAGUUGCUUUCUUUCACUGUACAUUAGUUUGCAUUUUCUAGAUUUGCAUGUAGGUCAUACAGUGCAUACCCUUGUACUUGGCUUCUUUUCUUCAGCAUAUUUUUGAGACUCAUCCUGCAUGUAUCAAUAGUUUAUCUCUUUUAAUUGCUGAGUAGACCUUCAGGUAUUUGGGUGUGCUGGUAGGGCAAUUAUAACUCCUUGCACACAGCUUCUAUGAAAAUUCCCUUACGCCGUAAUUUCUUUUUUUUUUUUUUGAGAUGUAGUCUCACUCUCUUGCCCAGGCUGGAGUGCAGUGGCACGAUCUCGGCUCACUGCAACCUCCGCCUCCCGGGUCCAAGCAAUUCUCCUGCCUCAGCCUCCUGAGUAACUGGGACUACAGGCGUACGCCACCAUGCCCAGCUAAUUUUUUGUAUUUUAGUAGAGACGGGGUUUCACCGUGUUGCCCAGGCUAGUCUCGAACUCCUGAGCUCAGGCAAUCUGCCCGCUUUGGUCUCCCAAAGUGCUAGAAUUACAGGCAUGAGCCACCACGCCUGGCCUUACGCCAGAAUUUCUAAUAUUACCUUAAGUUUUUAGACCACGUUCGAGCUUACAAAGCAGAGUGACAUACAUAAUCACUAUCAAGUCUCAGACAUUGAUAAUUUAAUGAGGAAACUGAGGUUUGGAAGAUUAAGUGCUACAGAGAUCGAAGAGUAUCGUGCCUCACUGUUCUAUCCUGUGGCUUUGAUCACCACCUGCUCCCCACCCUCAGCUGCCUCAAACUCCAGCUCCCUUUCAGGGAGUGGACAGUCAUUCACAGAGCUAAAGGCGUUGCUUUUCACAGAGGCAGCCAACCUAGGGAAUCCUGUGUCUCCCGCCAGCUUUGCUCCAGCUGAUGAUGAUGUGGUGGUACUAUCAGUGCCUCCCCGAUCCCAGCAGGCAUCAGCCUGUGUAAGAGUAUCUCCUUUCUUGGCCAUCCAGAAGCUGAAGAGACCCCAUCAUUAUCUGCCCCAUCCAUCCUGCCCUGAUAGACAGAAGUCUGAAUUUGUGGCAGCCUGGCUUUGAAUUCCAGCUCUGCCCCUUACCAGCGGAGAGACUGACCUUGGGCAAGUUGCUGAACAUGCUAAGCCUCGAUUUUCCUGUCUGUACAAUGCAGACAAUAACAGCACUUACCUCGAAGGACCUUUGUGAGAGAAGGGUGCCAAACCACGCAAAUAGCUGGAGAGCACCUGGCAUUGGGCACACCCUCAGUAAUGAGGUCGGUAUUAGUGCCACUCAAGUGGCGAUGUUACUCCACAUGGCUCCCUCUGUGGUUUGGUUCCUGGGUCGCCUUCCACUCUUACGGUUCUCUGUACCUCUCUGAGCUCUCGGCAUAAGGCAGUAAGGUGGGGCAGAGGCCAGUGGAUGCUUUCUCCGUGAUAACUGCAUUCUGCUCUCUGUGCCUCUCUCUCUAGAGUGCCCAGAGGGGUGCGGGGCCUGAGAAAAAGCAGAUCCAGGGCAGAGAGAGCACCACCCAAGCUGCUGACUAUAAUAAAUGGCAGGGGUUGGGGACUGGAAGGGGCACCAUAUGGUUGUCUUCUGAUUACUUUCAAAUGGAAUCAGACUCAAGCCUGAGAGUGGGGAGAAAAAAACCACACUCAAGAAUGAAUCCUCUCUGCACGGUGACAGACUUAGCCAAGCAGAAGGCAGAGCCAUUGCCAGGAGAGUGAGAUGACUAUGAUCCUCAUUGAACUGAACACUUGUCAUUUUCAUGGAUGGAUUCUCCCAGGGGCCACUUUGUAUUUGCCCAAAGGCUUAUGGAGAAUCUCUGGUUUUUCUCUUUUCCCUGGAGGAUGGGUGGGUAGAUGUGGCAGUGAUCACAGUCCUCUGGACACUGUGCCCGGGGCCCUCGGUAUGUGAUAGGUGAUCCCUUUUCUUGUUUCAUCUUGCUCACAUCCCUGUUUUCCUGGUGACUUUGCAGUCAUGCUCUUUGCCACCUACUGUCUAUGAUGGUGAGGCCUAUGGUGAAGUGUCCUAGAUGAACAUCCAGAAACUGUCUGAGCUCUUACUGUGCAUACAGCACCCUGCUAAAUUCUGUGCAGUUCUCCAGAGGAAAAGGUAAAUGUCAGGUUUUUCCCAUCUGGCACUCUGAAGUCAACUGCUCUUUUGAGCUGGCUGCACAUUCUCCACAGUGACCCUCAGAGGGCAGGCCUGCCUUUUUUUGUUUGUUUUUUUUUUUUUUGAGACGGAGUCUCGCUCUGUCGCCCAGGCUGGAGUGCAGUGGCGCAAUCUCGGCUCACUGCAAGCUCCGUCUCCCUGGGUUCACGCCAUUCUCCUGCCUCAGCCUCCCGUGUAGCUGGGACUACAGGCGCCCACCACUACCGGCUAAUUUUUUUGUAUUUUUAGUAGAGACGGGGUUUCACCGUGUUAGUCAGGAUGGUCUCGAUCUCCUGACCUAGGCCUGCCUUUCUGAGGCCUGCUGGGAUUACAGGUGUGAGCCACUGCGCCCGGCUUGUGUGUGUUUCACUCUGUCUCCCAGGCUACAGUGCAACAGCACGAUCCUAGCUCAUUGCAGCCUUGAACACUUGAGCUCCAGUAAUCCUCGUGCCUCAGCCUUCUGAACAGUGAUAACUACAGGUGUGCCCCACCACACCUGGAUAAUUUUAAAAUUUAUUUUAUUUUUAUUUUUGUAGAGAUGGGGGUCUCACUACAUUGCCCAGGCUUAUCUCAAACUCCUGGGCUCAAGUGAUCCAUUCAUUUCAGCCUCCCACAAGUGCUGGGAUUAUAGGCAUGAGUCCCUGCGCCCAGCCUGGACCAGUGUUUUUGGACAGCACGAGGAUGCUCUCACUGCUUCAUGGGUAUGCUUCUCUGUUCCAGAGCAUUUGGCUUUUCUGUUCCUGUUUUUGUUUUGUUUUUCACAGUGCUUUAUGGUCAAAUUCUUUUCCUCUCCAUUUAAAGAAAACUCUUUAGGACUUGAUAUUUUAGAGAGUAAAUAAACGGAAAGGAAGAAAGAUAUGAGGCAAUUACAGCGGUGGGGAGCCGUUUACUAGUAUGCAAUAGUAUAAUUCUCAAAUAGGUACAAAACAAAAACAAUUUGUUUUGUUUCAAAAUACAACCAAAGUGCAGGUUAAAUAGGAGGGUAGUGCCUUGAGCCCAGCACCUGAGGCAAAUAGAUUGCUCAGGGGCACCUUUUAAAUUAAAGGGACAUCUUCCCUUCUGUGGAGUCACCCGCUGUUUGUGUGACACUUCCCGUUGUGCUCUCGGCCUCUGUGGAAGCAUAAACAUUCUUGUACAUAAAGCAACUGUGGCAAUGAACUCCACCAGGACCAAGGCUGUUCUUGUGCAGAGUGGGAAGCUGAAAGAACCACCGCUGUAGCGGUGUCUCUUACGGCAGUCUGGAAAAUGCCAGGGGGAAGCCGACCGCACAGAUGGCCAGAGGCAACUGAAUGCUUCCGAUUUCUUUCAGGUUUUGUUGGAUGAACCUUCUCGGUGAUUCAGGUAGCAGGAUUGUUUAGAAUCCUACUUCCAUGUUGAUGGUGCUCCUUUCAGAAACAUUUACUGAGAGCAUUCUCUCCCUAAGUGUUUAUUCCUUUACCUUGGGAAGGAAUCUGCCUCACUGGCCGCUUUUGUGUACAGUCUAUUUAGACACAGACAUGUGGAACGAUGCAGGGUCGCUGGAGUUCUCAACCGUGGCAUCUGCAGUUUCGUUUUGUUUGUUUGUUUGUUUUUGAGACGGAGUCUUGCCCUGUGGCCGAGGCUGGAGUGCAGUGGCGCGAUUUCGGCUCACUGCAACCUCCGCCUCCCGGGUUCAAACAAUUCUCCUGCCUAGCCUCCCGAGUAGCUGGGAUUACAGGCGCGCACCUCCACGCUCAGCUAAUUUUUGUAUUUUUAGUAGACACGGGGUUUCAUUCACCGUGUUGGCCAGGCUGGUCUAGAUUUCCUGAUGUUGUGACCCACCCGCCUCGGCCUCCCAAAGUGCUGGGAUUACAGGCGUGAGCCACCGUGCCCAGCUGCAGUUUCGUUUUGAAUCAACUUUUCCUUGAAUUGCCUGGUUGCUCAUAUUUUUCUCCUCUUUUUCCCUAAUCAGAUUUUACCCAUCCUGGAGAACUAGUUCCACUGUAAUGCAUCUGGCUCCUCUUCCCUUCUUUUCACUUCCUCUUCCCCUCCUCUCUCACUCCUCAUCUCUUCUGCCAUAAGCCUUAUUAAGCUUCACACCCUGUGAAGCAAGCCAGGCUAAGGGGAUUACCCCAAAUCACCUACGAAGAUGCACAGUGAUCUGCCCAGGGUCCUCAGCCACUUUCUGCAUGACAAGUCCCCUGGUAAUGGCAUUUUUUUUUUUUUUUUUUUUUGAGAAAGAGUCUCACUAUGUCACCCAGGCUGGAGUGCAAUGUCACGAUCUCAGCUUACUGCAACCUCCGCCUCCUGGGUUCAAGCGAUUCUCCUGCCUCAGCUUCCUAAGUAGCUGGGUUUACAGGCGUGCACCACCACCACACCUGGCUAAUUUUUUUAUUUGUAGUAGAGACGGGGUUUUGCCAUGUUGGCCAGGCUGGUCUCGAACUCUUGACCUCAGGUGAUCACCCACCUCAGCCUCCCAAAGUGCUGGGAUUACAGAUGUGAGCCGCCGCGCCCGGUCCAUUCUUUCUCUCUGUAUAUGUAUGUAUAUACUGUACAGACACUUCACACAUUUAUGUGCAACUAUAAUAUCCUAUUAUAACAGGAGUUCAGAGUAUAAAGAUAAUUAGCUAUAAUCUCCACCCUCAGGAAACUGGCAAUCUAGGGUGGAAGAUACACAAUUAUGAUAAAGCAUGGUAAAUGCGAGGCAAGAGACAGAAGACAGAAGACACAUCAGUGUGGGAGAGUGCGGGUCAUAAACCUGACGGGGAGCACACGAUUACAUCUGAAGCACCAGUAAGACAUGAGCAAUACUCUUCAGUUCGAGAGGAGAGGAAAAAGUCUGGGAAGGCCAGUAGACAGUUCAAAUAAUUUAAUAUUAUGCCUCAGGUGUAAGAUCCUGCUUGGAAGAAACCUCCAGAGGUGGACGCUCAGAAAUCUCUAGCUGGAAUUGCUAGUAGGGCUCAUCUAGUCAAGUACCCUUUUUCUUUACACUUAAGUAAGAUGAGACCAGAAAACGAAGUGAUAUUUUCAAGAUCCCACACGGCUAGUCUGUGAUAGAAACUAGAGCUUAGGCCUGCUGAUCUCAGUUGAGACCACGGUUUCUUUUUUCCACAUCAGGCUACUUCUCUGAGUCCAGGCACCUAGAGACAGCUUUCUUUUGUGCUUUGUUUUUGAGAUAGAGUUUCAUUCUUGUUGCCAGGCUGUAGUGCAAUGAUGCAGUCUCAGCUCACUGUAACCUCUGCCUCCCGGGUUCAAGCGAUUCUCCUGCCUCAGCCUCCCAAGUAGCUGGGAUUACAGGUGCCUGCCACCACACCAGGCUAUUUUUUUUUUUUGUAUUUUUAGUAGAGUUAGGGUUUCACUAUGUUGGCCAGGCUGGUCUUGAACUCCUGACCUCAGGUGAUCCUCCCACCUCGGCCUCCCAAAGUGCUGGGAUUACAGGCGUGAGCCACCACGCGUGGCCGAGACAGCUUUCUAACAAGGUUUUGGCUCUGUUUUCCGGAGGAAUGGGAGGAUCUGUUCUCUGAAUUAGCCUUUUCAUAUGCUUUUCUCUGUCUUUUCCUUUUGCUUCUCUCUUGCUUCCGGCCUUUUGUUUGCAUCUCAGCCUGUUGAAGACAAAGCUAACCUGUCUGUAGGCCAUGGGAGUGGGCAUCUCUCUAGGUGGGUGGGAUGCUUGGGUGAGAAAGUGCCACUUGUACCAGUGAUAGGAUAUUGAAGGGAUAGACAGUGGUCUCAGUCACCCAUCCAUGAGGGUAAGAACAAGCAAGGUUCUGCUACAGCAGAAAGAAAAUUGGCUUUAGUGACAAAAGACUUGGCUCAAGUCCUGGAUCUGUCACUUUCUGAGGAUGUGGUUUUGAACGUUAUUUCUAUAGGUGGCUGCAUCAAAAUGAGGCAGUGGAUAUAAAAGUAAUAAAAACCACAAAAAGUCAUGCACAUGCAAAGUGAUACUAUUAUUUGUUACCAACAAUUGGGUCCUGGUACUUUGAGGCUCUCAAAGUACUGUGAACUGUUGGUUUUGUGUGGUAUUUAGUGGGCUAUUCUAGUCUUCUUCCUUGCCAAGCACCACUGUUUCAGAGAGGCUAAUUCCGUCAGCGUGAGGAACAGAAGGAGUCACUCGAGAAGCCAUCUCCACCAAAGUAAACACAUCCUUCUGGAAGCUUAAAUUUUCACUUUAUCUCUUGGGAACUAGGGACAUGAGUCAUAAUGAGUUAGCAAGUGGCUUUUGUGAAAUACAAGAGGCUUUGUGAAAUGCAGCAAAUAUAGCCAAAAGCAUGUGUAGUAGCUUCCUAUGGCUGCUCUCACAAAUUACUACAAAUUCAGUGGCUUACAACAACACACUUGCAUUCACAUUUAUUCAGUUGGGAAGUCCAAAGUCUGAAAUGGGUAUCAUAGGCUAAUGUCAAUGCGUCAAUAGAACUGUGUUCUUCCUGGAAAGAAUGUGUUUCCUUGACUUUUUCCAGAGUCCGCCUCCAUCCCUUGGCUAGUGGCCCCUUCCUCCUCCAUCUUUAAGUACAUCACUCCAAGCCCUCCUCAUCAUCAUCACCUCCCGUCUCUGUCUCUGACUCUCCUGCCUCACUCCCUUCCUUGUACGGGCCCUAAUGAUUGUAUCUUCCCAGCUCAAACUCCUCAGCUGAAUCACAUCUGUAAAGUCUCUUUUGCCAUGUAAGGUCACAUAUUCACAGGGUCUGCAGAUUAGGACAUGGACAGCUUUGGUGACUAUUAUUCUGUCAGCCACAGCAUGUGUGUGUAUAAGCGCUUGGUCUGCCUUUCCCCUGAGUUCAUGACAUUUCUGUUACUAACUUGUCACCCUUACCAUUUCCAACCCAAGCACCAGGUAGUCAUAGCUAACCUUCACUGGGUACCUACUGUGUGCCAGACAAUACUUUAAAUACCUAACAUAUGUAUUAUUUUGUUUUAUUCUUCAUAACAACCCUAUGAGAUAGGAACUAUUAUUAUACCCAUUUUACAGAUAAGAAAACUGAAGCACAGAGAUUUUAACUUGCCCAACAUCACACAGCUAGAAAGUGGUAGAAACCAGGAUGCAAACCCCAGGCAAUCAACUCCACACUCAAGAGUUCUUAGCCAGCAUCCAUGGUAUUGGCAUGUAGCUAGUGUUCAGUAAGGUUUGAUGAAUAGCAGAAGGAAGGAAACUUGAGAUCCAAAUAAAUGAUAUGAAGUCUCUAGAUUACACGGAACUGGGGUCAAGAGGGCAACCCAACUUGCCCAUUGGUUUAUUCUUGGACUUGGCCCCAGCUAAAUGCAGUGUGGUUGGCUGUCUAGUGAUGUGGUCUGGAGUUGGAAUGGUUAUCACACUUUCUGGAAUAGUGUGUGUGUGUAUGUGUUUCUGAGUGUGAAUGUGUGUGUGUGUAUAUACACUGCCCAUCUCGGCUCCCAGCUGUGAGAAGAUGGGGACAGGAUUGUACUUACGGGUCACAGAGCACCAAGUCUCUGCCAACCACCUAUCCCAGCCUCCACCUGCUGCUGCCGGAUGAACCUCUGUGGUAGAAAUAGGAAGCAUGUUCCUAUUCUUGUGGCCUCAAGAAAGGGCUCCUGGGGCAGAAUGCAUAGUGGUGUGUCUGGUACUUGAGUGUAUGAUCAGACUGAUGUACGUUCAAAUUCCUACUCCACUUAGGUUACCAAAUCCCUCUAAGCUCAGUUUUGUCUUCUGUUAAAUGAAGGUAAUAGUCUGUGCCUCAAGGAAUUGUUACAAUGAUUAGAUGAGAUAAUACAUAUAAGAAUGGUGAGUGCAGAGUCUGACCUUAAGUGCAUGAUAAAUGAUAGGUAUGGUGGUUGGGCUUACAGUGUUGAGUACAGAAGGGGACUCUGGGUAUGUUAAUAAACCAUUCUAAGUCUUUUGGUAAGAGUGUGUUUCUGUUUCCUCCCCAGCCUCCUCAAGACCUGGCUGGAGCCUAGGAAUAAUUUAUUAUUUAUUUAUUCAUUUAUUUAUUUAUCAAGACUGAGUUCUGUUGCCCAGGCUGGGGUGCAAUGGUGCGAUUGUGGCUCUCUGCAAUCUCCGCCUCCUAGGUUCAAGCGACUCUCCUUCCCCAGCCUCCCCGAGUAGCUGAGAUUACAGACGUGCUCCACCACGCCCGGCUAAUUUUUGUACUUUCAGUAGAGAUGAGGUUUCACCAUGUUGCCCAGGCUGGUCUCAAACUCCUGACCAGAGGUGAUCCGCCUACCUCGGCCUCCCAAAGUGCUGGGAUUACAAGCGUGAGCCACCACAUCCUGCUAGAAGGAAUAAUUAAAAUAGCAUUUAGUUUGUAUGAAGAGUGUUCUGGGGAGGGGAACAGAGAUGCGGGGAGCUGGCUUAGGAGUGUGGAGCAGUGCUCCUCCUUAGUGCGCAGUGGGAGCCACACCACUCCUGCCUUCUGCCUGGCCUCGCAAGUUCAGAGCUGCCGUCUUGUCAAGAAAAAUCCAUGGGCCAGGCGCAGUGGCUCAUGCCUGUAAUCCCAGCACUUGGGGAGGCUGAGGCAGGCGGAUUGCUUAAGGCCAGGAGUUUGAGACUAGCCUAGGCAACAUGGGAAAACCCCAUCUCUAAAAAAAAUGCAUAAAAAUUAGCCAGCAUGGUGGUGUGCACCUGGUCUUGAAAAUCCACUGAGCAAUCAAGAUACCCUCCUGGGACGUCAGGCCUCAGAUCUGCAGCAGCUUUUCUACAUCAGGUUGGAGGAGAAUAUUUGAAGAGCUUAUCUUCCUCUAAACGUAAGACCACAGGCCCACAAAUGGAAGACUGAACAGACAGCGGUGUCCCCUUGCUGUCUGGCCUCCUCAGGCGCCACAGAUCUCCCGGUAUCACUUUAUCCAUCAGGCCUCGGCAGGGAGGCCCCAAGUGGGCUGUCUUGUUCCGGCCUGUGGCUGCCAGCCCUACAGACCAGUGGAGCAGGAGAGAUGCGCCUCGGAGGAAGAGCGGUGGGACACCAGGAAAACUGCCUCGGCGAGAUGGCCUGCAUCGUGCGUGACUGGUGAAGACUUCCGAAUGGGAUGACUCCCAGGGGGCGCUGAGUAAACAGACGGUUGCUGUUUGCUGUGCAGCUGGCUCCGAAGGAUGUGGAGGAUGGAAUCUCAACAAAAAGCCUUGGCAUCCACGGGAGGAAGAAGUGUUCAGGCAGCAUGUGACUGGUUAUUCUCCCACGUCGGUGACCCCUUCCUGGAUGACCCCCUGCCCCGGGAGUACGUCCUCUACCUCCGUCCCACCGGCCCCUUAGCACAGAAGCUUUCCGACUUCUGGCAGCAGUCGAAGCAGAUCUGCGGGAAGAACAAGGCACACAACAUCUUCCCACACAUCACACUCUGCCAGUUCUUUAUGUGCGAGGACAGCAAGGUGGAUGCCCUGGGGGAAGCUCUGCAGACCACGGUCAGUCGCUGGAAAUGUAAGUUCUCGGCCCCGCUGCCCCUGGAGCUCUAUACGUCGUCCAACUUCAUCGGCCUCUUCGUAAAGGAAGACAGUGCGGAGGUCCUCAAGAAGUUUGCUGCUGACUUUGCUGCAGAGGCUGCAUCCAAAACCGAAGUGCAUGUGGAACCUCAUAAGAAGCAGCUACAUGUGACCCUGGCUUACCACUUCCAAGCCAGCCACCUACCCACCCUAGAGAAACUGGCCCAGAACAUUGACGUCAAGCUAGGGUGUGACUGGGUGGCUACCAUAUUUUCUCGGGAUAUCCGAUUUGCUAACCAUGAGACAUUACAGGUCAUCUACCCCUAUACCCCACAAAAUGACGAUGAGCUGGAGCUGGUCCCCGGGGACUUCAUCUUCAUGUCUCCAAUGGAGCAGACCAGCACCAGCGAGGGUUGGAUCUAUGGUACAUCCUUAACCACCGGCUGCUCUGGACUCCUGCCUGAGAAUUACAUUACCAAGGCUGAUGAAUGCAGCACCUGGAUAUUUCAUGGUUCUUACUCAAUCUUAAAUACAUCAUCAUCCAACUCUCUCACAUUUGGGGAUGGAGUAUUGGAGAGGCGGCCAUAUGAGGACCAGGGGCUCGGGGAGACAACUCCUCUUACUAUCAUCUGCCAGCCCAUGCAGCCACUGAGGGUCAACAGCCAGCCUGGCCCCCAGAAGCGAUGCCUUUUUGUGUGUCGGCAUGGUGAGAGGAUGGAUGUUGUGUUUGGGAAGUACUGGCUGUCCCAGUGCUUCGAUGCCAAAGGCCGCUACAUACGCACCAACCUGAACAUGCCUCAUAGUUUACCUCAGCGGAGUGGUGGUUUCCGAGAUUACGAGAAAGAUGCUCCCAUCACUGUGUUUGGAUGCAUGCAAGCGAGACUAGUGGGUGAAGCCUUAUUAGAGAGCAAUACCAUUAUCGAUCAUGUCUAUUGCUCCCCGUCCCUUCGCUGCGUUCAGACUGCACACAAUAUCUUGAAAGGUUUACAACAAGAAAAUCACUUGAAGAUCCGUGUAGAGCCCGGCUUAUUUGAGUGGACAAAAUGGGUUGCUGGGAGCACAUUACCUGCAUGGAUACCUCCAUCAGAGUUAGCUGCAGCCAACCUGAGUGUUGAUACAACCUACAGACCUCACAUUCCAGUCAGCAAAUUAGUUGUUUCAGAAUCCUAUGAUACGUAUAUCAGUAGAAGUUUCCAAGUAACAAAAGAAAUAAUAAGUGAAUGUAAAAGUAAAGGAAAUAACAUCCUGAUUGUGGCCCACGCAUCUUCCCUUGAAGCGUGUACCUGCCAACUUCAGGGCCUGUCACCUCAGAACUCCAAGGACUUCGUACAAAUGGUCCGAAAGAUCCCAUAUCUGGGAUUUUGUUCCUGUGAAGAAUUAGGAGAAACUGGAAUAUGGCAGCUGACAGAUCCACCAAUCCUUCCUCUUACCCAUGGACCAACUGGCGGCUUCAACUGGAGAGAGACCUUGCUUCAAGAAUAAACCACACCAGUGAACGAGAAGGAAAGGCCUUUUGGAGCGUGUCUUUUUGUGUGUUUAAAAACAGUGGGAAAAUCCACACCACAUUCUAAGUGGACAGCUCAGAAUAAUUUAACAUAUUUCCUUUCACACUUAAAGUUCUUAAGAUGAGACUGUGUAAAUGAGAGAAAGACUUGAUUCAGAGGAAAAAAAAAAUGUGUUCUCUCUGGACUCUUGCCUAGCUCACAAGGCUUUGGAGAAUUGUCUUCCUAAAUCGGGGCACCUGCUACAGAAGAGAAUGUUUCGUUCCCUCCGGGUAUGCACAGCUAAGGGGCCUCUUUCCUCCCAGAGGGAGCUGCUGGCCCGCUCUAAGGGGUGCAAGAGGAAGGAGUGUGCCCAGACCAGCUGGGGGAGCAUUGAAAGGGCAGCUUGGGGAUGGAAUUUUUUUUUUUUAUUUCCAUUUUCCAGUUAGGUAGAGCCAAGCUGAGGAAUCCUUUUAAGAUUAUUAGAAAACAUGCCCUGAAGAGAGUUGUUCUUAAGUUACACAUGAAAUCCUACCGUCACUAGCCCCCAUACACCAGUGUUGCUGGCUGAAAACACCCGCUUAAGGAUGCUAACAUUUGCCCUGGUACUGCCACAUUUUCUCUAGAGCAGCUGGCCCUUCUUGCUACAGCCUUUCCCCGCCCUUGCUUCUGUGAAAUGGGGAGACAAAGCACUUCUGCUCUCCAAAGCACUUUUGGAUACUCAGGAGGAAAGAUAUAAGAUACAUGUUUGAAGUAUUCAAUCAUAGGAGCAAAGAACUUGCAAAAUAUCAAGUGACUUGGAAUUAACCGUGUUGUAGCCUAAUGUGCUACUACUGCAUUUCUAAAUCAUCAAUAUUUGCUUGUCUUUGCCCCUAGACUCUAGACUGUGUUAACUAGUUAAGGAUGUUACAUUUUGAAAGGAUGUUACAUUUUGAAAGGAUGUAUGUUAGAUAUAUUAUUUGCAGCAAGAAGUUCAUUCUGUGCAAUAUGGACAUGUUUUCAAACCAUACCAAGGGUCAGGUUGUUGUACACUUACAGUACAUGUCAACCAUAACUGAACAUCCCCAAAUGCAUCAAUUAUACCAGGGAUGUAUAGUAAGUCAGGGAACUAAUAUAAAUGAUGACAGUCAUGGCUGCACUGCUACUUGUGCUGUCGUUUUGUUUGUUUUUCUAUGAUAAUUUAAAAUAUAUAGGUAGGGCUACUUGAGGAAAUUUGGAGAGCCACAUUCUGUGGUUUCUCAUUAUACUUACUUCCUGCAUUUAGAGGAAGUUUAUUUAAAAGAAAAAUAAAUGACAAUCAAACCAAAUCAUCAGUUAUCAAUGUCUGUUUAAUUGUGUGACUAUCUGACUGUUGAUGGCCACAGACGAUGGUCUCCUAUGGUACAGUUCACUCUGUAGAAGAUGUAUGCAAAGUGAAAUGCUAGCCCUUUAAAGAAACAUUAGUUAGUAUAAAAUGAAUCUUUAUAUGUUGCAGUAACAUUGACUAUGUUUCAAAACUCAGAUGCAUAAAACAUAAGGUAUAUAAAAAUAGAUCUAUGCUUGUAUUUGAAACUACAACUUGAUAACCCCUAGAAAGAAGAGGACAUGAAAGGAUGCUGGCUGUAUAUGUUAAUCAGCAAAAGGAUUAUAGUGUUUUGUUUUGUUUUUAGAGGCAGGGUCUCACUAGAAUGCUUAGACUGGUCUUGAACUCCUGGGCUCAAGCGAUCCUGCCUCUGUCUCCCAAAGUGCUAGGAAUUACAGGUGUGAGCCACCACACCUGGCCCAUAGUUGUAUUUUUUUAGGCCACUUAGAAAAAUAUGUCAUGUAUUUUACAUUUUGAGAAACAAAUCAUGGUUUCUUCUAGCAUUGCACAAACACUGACCCAGCUUCUGGGUAUGGAGAUAACCCUGUGGUGAUAUGUUAAUAUAAAAUGUGGGGGGAAUAUUCCCAAUAAAGGUCUUAAAAGAAAAGUCACAUUACAACUAAUGUCGUGGCUCUACCAUUCAUUCUUCUCAUAUUUGUAAUGAAGUGAAUCCACUGUUUAAUCAGAUCCAUAAUCUUUAACAGAUUCAUCACAAAUUUUCAUGGGCGUUGAGUGCUCAGAAUAAUGCUUGAACGCCUCACCUUGAAACUGUAGCAGUGUGUUCUGGGCAGUAUCUGUAAUUUAUGAAAUAGAGUCUGGAAUAGGUUAUCCACUCCAUCUUCUAGGUUAUCUUAGUCGUAUGAUGAACUGAUAAAUCUGUCUGACUGGGCUACAAUCCAUUGUUCUUAGUCCAAUAUGGACACUGCUUUAGGCAGUGGUCUAUAUAAGCAAAAGGAGAUAGAGAUCUGAAAUAAUUUUCCAAAUAAUUUAGGUGGAAAACAAGAAAGAGUGUAUUUCUCUGCUUUCAUUUCAAUUUAAUUAUUUCAAAUUGCUUGUCAAAAUGGCCCAAAAGAUCUGAAUUCACAUUAAAUUCCCCUUGCACACACUUAUUUAAAAAACUAAACUUGCACUGCAACUGAGAAAUUAUUUGGAAAUCACGUGGAAUCUAUGUAUAAUAAAAGAAACAGACAACUAUAUUACUGGAUUUCAUAUACAUCCAAAAAGUAUAGGCUAAUAUAUAACCUGAAGUUGCAGCUGAUUCUUUUUGAUCUGAAGCUGAUACUUAUUAGAACAAAUGAUGUAUGGGGAGAGGAGAAGGAAGGAAGGGCAAGGAAGGAAUUGACAGAUAAGAAGCAAAUGGUUUCUUGCACAGAGGAAUUUUGUUUUAACGUAAAAAGUUAUUUGAAAUAAACUAGGUGAAAUGAAAUUAACUAAAGGUUUUAAUCUGGGAUUGAAAGCCUGAAACCAUUUCCUGCUUCUACAAGUGUGCCACAUCAAUCCGGUAAUGCCCCAGUGUUAUUCACAGAUAGAACUUUGUUUCCUGUGAUUUUAAAAUACCGCAUCUGUUCCUCCAUGGACCAGAGUAAUUGGCACAUUUUAAUGCAUAAGCUGGGGGUUUCAUUUUCCCAGGCUCUCUUCACCAUCACUGCAUUGGUAGCUAGGAGCUUAUUGCUUCACCCCAGUAUGGAGUUCAGAUUACAGUGUUUUCCAUUACAUUUAGAUUCAUAGAAUCUGAAUGGCUGAUUAAAUGGCCAUCUGAUGGCUGAAAGGGGGGUAUUUUUCACUCUGUAGUGAAAGGCUUGGAGGAGUUUCUACUUUUUAUUUUAAUUAUACUUUAACCAAAGAAUUAUUUUAAAGUAACCUUAUAUUUGAAAGAUGAUUUUGCAAAAAAUAAAAAAUAAAAAAUAUGUCUUCUGGAGUGAUGUCUGUUUGGUAAACCAUUGUUGAUAAUUUCCUUGUUAGUGGUAUUUGGAAUGCAUAUAGAUUGUCUUGUCAUUGUGCUUAACAUUACCAUAAAUGUAUCUUUUCCACUCAACUAGCUGUAUUCGUAUUAAAAUGAAGUCUCUUAUUUCAAUUACCUAGUGUUGUUGGAAACUAAUUGAACAGCUACAAUAAGAGAAGUUCCUAUCUCAUUGCCUUUGUGGAAAGGCUUCCCUAUGUGGUAAAAGGAAGGCAUUCCUCCGUAACCUAGGCACUCCGCAAGUCCAGUGUUUAAUUUCAAGGCAGUGAUGAAUUGCUCUUUUGAAAUUACUCUAGUGUAAUCCAUGUGCUAGAAUACAGAUGAACCUCCGUUUGAUUUCACAGGCUUCAGCACAGACAACUGUUACUGAGUCUGCACGAACUUAGAUAAUGAGGUGCAGGGUUAUUUGCAUUUAAAUUGUAAUCCAGCACACGUGUGAGAAAGAAGAGGCGCUAGUCUAAAAGGCUGCAUUGCGGGGAGAGAUGAGACCGGCGGAGGAGGGUGGGGUAAAGAGUGAUUUAACGUCUAUUUAGGUUAAUGUUCACUUUACAAAGGUGAUGGGGGAUAUUUUGUUAGGUGAUAGCAGAUGCUUUUCAUUUUUAAACAUAGGAUUAAAAUUGGAUUUGCUUCUCUUUAAUACUUCAACAUAUUGAAUUUUCCUAGGAAAGUGACUAGCUAUAAUGAAAAUUCAAGGGAAAAGGGAAAAAGAUUGUAAAUGCAGAUGAAAUAACUUCAUUUUUAAGUACAAAUAAUAGGAUUGGUGUGUGCAGGUUUAAAAUUAUAGUGAUGAGUAGUCGAACUUAAUAUACAAUCAGUUCUUACAAAUACUUUACACUUAGCUGCCAUUACACAACAAAUUGGAAUUUUGCAGCUGUUCAACUAUCAUGGACUCUGUACGGGAUAGAUGUGUAUAAUGGGAAAUAUGUACUGCUUCUUUCUUUGAUUGCCACUCAAGAUGGAAACACCAUGCCAAGGCAUUUUGUUUAUACACAGAUCAUUCUAAACCUGUUAUUUUGGAGAGGUAUAUUGGUUUCUUUCUCAUUUAUAAGGCUAUUGUAUUUUUUUUCUAUGUGAUUCAGGUGUAUUUAUUUGAAGAAUAUUUGUAAUUGUAGGAAAACCACACCCACCUGUAUUGCCAAAUUCUUUGUAAACUCUCCGUGGCAUUUGUGCUUUCCUGGCUGAGAACUCUCCCCUGUUGAUACAGCUAUGGCACCAUUGUAAUUACAGAUGCAUCUUUCAGGAGCAUCUCCAUUAAAUUGUUCAUAGAUGAUUUAAUAAAAAGAAACUUCUUAGUUGA